Messenger RNA from Pungitius pungitius (ninespine stickleback), 3022 nucleotides. It is a transcript of the gene galr1b, whose product is annotated as galanin receptor 1b. Gene Ontology annotation, biological process: G protein-coupled receptor signaling pathway. The transcript is spliced from 3 exons. Gene Ontology annotation, molecular function: G protein-coupled receptor activity. The record is from RefSeq and is a predicted model, not a curated record. Lineage: Eukaryota; Metazoa; Chordata; Actinopteri; Perciformes; Gasterosteidae. Gene Ontology annotation, cellular component: plasma membrane. Bases 972 to 2048 code for a protein of 358 amino acids.
UUUUAUUAAAAGCAACUUAAAAUUCAUUUUUAACCCACGUUUUAACAUUUUAGCCCGGGGAGCAAUUCGGGGUUUGGUGUCUUGCUCAAGGACACUUUGACAUGUCACAUGGAGCAGCCAGGGUUUGGACCAACAACCUUGUGGUUCCCGACACACCUUCUCCAAUCCAGGCACCACCGUACGUAGAGUUAGACCCAACACCAAGUGUGACACUGUACAGUUACAUUUCCAACCUAUCAAAUAGUGCAUUUAACUCAAAUCACCGAAUAGUGACUCACUAACAGUAACAGUUGAAUCAGCUUUUUGGAGUGUGAUUUCAACUCUGCACUAAAUUAACUCUAAGGAUUCUGCUGUGUACUUAAAUAAUUCAGACCACUUAAAAUAUUAAAUUGGAGGAACUUGAAAUUGUGUGUUCUUUUAGAUUGAAAAAAUCUAACUGCACUGAACAUUUUAAGUUAAUAAUAAUGUUAAGUUUGACAAACUUAGGAUAGCAAACCUCUUAUCACGAGUUGACACAACACAUUAUCCAUUAGUUGAGUGUCCUCAAAAAGCUUUGCAGCUGGUUGCUUAACUGUUUUCUCACAUUUUUCUUAGAGUGUACUAACUGUGGUAAAUAAAAUCUAAUAACUAAACCAACUGACCCUGCUAACUGUUAUAACUACUACUUAAAGACAUAACAUGUCUCCUUUAAAAUAAAACACUGGUUCAAGUCCAGUGAUUUAUAUUUGUCAUGUUCCAGGUCCAUGUUUAAUUGACAGUCAAUUGGUAAUUCAUGUUUUAUUCUGAAAUCCCUCGACAGGAAAUGGUGCGUCCUGCUUCCGCCAGCUUGCCGUGUCUCCAGCAGCUCGUCGGGUCCGGACUCGUCAACGGACGUGUCUGAUCCGGAUCAUGGCCCGGCUCUUUCACUCACUCAGUCACGGUCUACUUGCGCUGCUCCAUCCUUUGCUCUGAUCCUCCCGCGGACCUCCACCAUGCUGCAGCCGGGAAACCGCUCCUCCGACUGGGCUCAACUCCUUGAGUCGAACCGGUCCGUGGCGGAGGGCGACCGUUCUGGACAGGAGGCGGUGAUCGUGCCCGUGGUGUUCGGGUUGAUCUUCGUUGUGGGGGUGGUGGGAAACUCCCUCGUUAUGGUGGUGAUCGGGAAAGCGAAAUACAGCCUCGGCGGGGAAGGUGGAGGGGGGGGGAGGCGCGCCAGCAGCCCGACCAACAUCUUCAUCCUGAACCUGAGCGUGGCGGACCUCAGCUUCCUCCUCGUCUGCGUGCCGCUCCAGGCCACCAUCUACUCCCUCCCGGAGUGGGUGUUCGGCGCCGUGCUCUGCAAGUUGGGACACUACUUCUUCACCGCCAGCAAGCUGGUGAGCAUCUUCACGCUGGUGGCCAUGUCAGCGGACCGCUACGUCGCCGUGGUGCUCUCCAAGAAGUCCCGGUGCGUCCGGAGCCGCCGGAACGCGCUGGUCGGAGUGUGCGUAAUCUGGAUCUUGUCGCUAGUGUGCGCGGUGCCGGUGGCGCAGCAUCAGGACCUCAUCACUGACCACCCCAGCGCCCCCAACAGCACCUUCUGCUGGGAGCUGUGGUCCGGACCCUCCAGGCGCGCCUACAGGGUGACGGUGCUGCUGAUCGGAUACCUGCUGCCGCUGCUGCUCAUCACCUGCUGCUACUCCAAGGUUUUGUUUUAUCUUCAUAAAAAGAUGAAGAACAUGUCCAGGAAGUCUGAGCGCUCCAAAAGAAAGACGGCUCAGACUGUUCUCCUGGUUGUCACCGCCUUCACCAUCUGCUGGAUGCCCCACCACAUCAUCGUCAUGUGGGUGGAGUUCGGCACCUUUCCCCUGAAUGACGCCACCCUUGCCUUUUGUAUUGUUUCCCACUGCCUUUCUUAUGGAAACUCCUGUGUCAACCCCGUCCUCUACGCCUUCCUGUCUGAGAACUUCCGCAAGGCCUGUCGCCAGGUCUUCACCUGCAGCUUCCUGUACCGGCCCCCAUCCACGGGCACGCUGGUCCGUUUACGCAUGGAGAACUUCUCCACCACACACUCUACCACCCCGAUUUGAAGGGAGGGACGUAAUCAGAUACGUAAAAGAAACAAGCAUAUAUCUUCUUGAUCAAAUUGGACGCUAAUGUAGGAGUUCUUCCAGCAGGAGCUUGGUCACAUGACAACAAAACGGCUUUGAUUGGCUGCUGACCAGUUCAUUAUUGACAGAAUUACUAAAUGAACAGAAAACGUUGAUGAAUGAAAUAAUCAACAAAACAUAAGCCUGGUUUUCAGGCUUUUCUGUGAACAUUUAAAAAAUAGAAAAACCAUUGUUAUUCUCUUUUUAGAAAUGAAAAACAAUGGAAGUUGUGGUAAUGUCAGCAAUUUUUGGCUUGAUAAUAUUCUACGCCCGUAGAAACAAAGGGUUCAGCAUGUAUUUCACUUUACUGUUUUUAAUAUAUUUCAUUUGUUUUUAAAUGUUGGUGUGCGUGUUUGCGAGUGCGUGUUUUUCCCCUAAUGAAAGGGAACCGCUGCAGGUAAUGUUUGUAACAUUCCCCACUUGAGCGACUCUGGUCACACAGGAAAAUGUUCUGGUCCUGUCUUCAAUAAAAUCUUUCUAGUUUGACCCUCCUGCAGUGACAUGUGUAAAUUAUUAUCUGAAACCCUAAUUAUUAUCCCCCUGAUCAAAACAACACAUUUAAACUAAACUUUUGUCACGAGUCGAUAACAAUUUACUUUCAGGAGUGUUUUCGUACAUUCUGUACAUUGAGGGCUCAAAGCUUCAAAGCAGCAAUGCUGAUUUUGUACUUAAAAUUAAGCAUACAGACCAAACAUGAAUAAUUACAAAUAAAUCAACGACAAAUAAAGAGUGUUUGUGGUUAUUCACUUUUGUUUUAAAGUUAUUACCAUCCCUAAAUCUCAACACACGCACGACGAGUAGCUGUGACCGCUGGGCGCUUCACCACGACGUGUGAAAAUAAAUCCCGCAGCCUGCUGAGGAACAACGUGAGAAAUUCAUUCUGGUUUACCGUGCUUAGGUUCUCCAGAUAUAUC